This is a messenger RNA of Neospora caninum, 1176 nucleotides long. Its product is annotated as putative protein kinase (incomplete catalytic triad). The transcript is spliced from 3 exons. The coding region runs from base 1 to 1176 and encodes 391 amino acids. Lineage: Eukaryota; Apicomplexa; Conoidasida; Eucoccidiorida; Sarcocystidae. The record is from RefSeq and is a predicted model, not a curated record.
AUGGCGUGUCUCAAGGAAAGAGACACUAUCUCUCAGUUUCGAGCCCAGCCCCGGCGAUCCGGGGACCGACUCAUCGGCGUGCGCCUCCAGGGUGAAGUGUACCGGAUGUGCUGCGCCGUGUCGGCAUGCGCCGCGCUCGCAAAGGGCUGGGCCGAUUCGCAGUUCAAUCGCUGCCUCAGCCUCGCCGUUUCCGCAGAAGUCACGUGGCGCGACAUCGAAGAACGCGGCCGUGCAUUCGUCAAGCAACAUGCGAGGCAAAUUGCAGGUUACAGCCAUCUUGCAGAAGACGAGAUGCAUUUGAUGAAUGCUUUGACGGAUGCCCUCCCUUUGGGGAGUGUUUUGCAGUUGAACGAAGGCAGAAUGCAGUUGGACCGAGGCCGCAACGUUGCUGUGACCGAGGGCGCUGUCCUGUUCGAUGUAACGGAAAAAAAGUCGGGAGGAAAUUACACGGCCAAGCUGUUUUCAGUGGGAGACACAAGCGUAGUCAGAGCGGCCACAGCUGUGUGGAGGAUCUUCAAGGAGAGGAACGUUGGGGCUGUUCUCUCGGAGCGAUUCGGCUCGGCCGAAACUGUUCUGGAUCGGGGGUUUCUCAUUCCAGUAGCUGGCGGCAGUCUUGGAAACAAUUCCCCAGUGAUUCGAGCGGAUGGGAAGUGGUCAGAUACUGCAUUCCUGAGCGCGGUGCUGCUGUACCCCCGCGUGGCGCAAACUCUGGAUGCUCUCCUCUGGUCUGGAGCUAAGCUGGAGAAGGAGGCGAAAUUCUUUCUCAUUCGUCGACUCAUCCAGAUCCUCGGAGACCUUCAUCGCAGCAAACUUUGCCAUGGCAAUCUCCACCCGGACAGCGUGGUGGUCUUAGCUGAAACGGGGGACAUUGCGCUCACGUCCUUCGGCGAUAGCUGCUUCCGACCUGUUUACGUGCUGUCGAAUGCCACCGGAUUCGGUGGUGUCCAGCAGGAUGCAAUCCGCCUAGGAAAUAUUGCUUACGCGAUUUACAAUGGCAAGUAUGACCCUGAUGAGCUCGACGAGUGCAACGACAACCCCGUUUUCCUUGGUGCCGAUGACACGGAUGUAAACGAUGUUGCUGUUCGUGGCGCGAUAAUGCGUCUGCUGUGCUGCGGUGAGUGCACGAUGGGGAAACCUGCCGAUUAUGGUGCCGACAGCCCUCUGUUUUCUUCAUAA